AACUUUCCUUCGUCUCCCAUUAUAUUUGGUACCGCGUUCUCUAGCUAACUAAACAACUAACACCAGCUCUAGUUUCUGUGUUGUCUUCUUGCGCCCGCAUUUUCUUUCUAUUUCUCUCUUUUUCUCAUCAAUUUUCCCAAGGAACUGGCUUCUUUUUAUAGAGUCGUUGAGCUAGUUGAUAAUUUAAGAAUAUGAGCCGAGUAGCAGACACGAAUGUGUUUGAUGCAGUGAGCCAUUUGUUCAACAUCCCUGAGAGCAUCGAGAAAUUCAUUAUUAAUUCGCGCUCAAAUGACACGAAUGAGAACAAGAGUAUAGGUAACAUUCCUGCGGACAUAUUGGACACGCCUAAAGAGUACAUCUUCUACAUGGAUGUGCCUGGCUUGUCCAAGUCUGAUAUUCAGGUGACUGUUGAAGAUGAGAACACACUUGUGAUUAGGAGUGGAGGGAAGAGGAAACGCGAAGAUGGUGAGGAAGAAGGCUGCAAGUACAUAAGACUUGAGAGGAGGACACCUCAGAGGCUGAUAAGGAAGUUCCGGUUACCUGAAAAUGCCAAUGUAUCUGCCAUUACUGCCAAAUGCGAAAAUGGGGUUCUAACAGUUGUUGUUGAGAAGCAUCCUCCACCACCCAAGGCCAAAAAAGUUGAGGUAACUGUGUCUUAAAUGGAGAGACAGAGGGCUCUGUUUGUGCAUUUUGUUCGGUAGAUGGGUUUAGGAUCUUAGGGCCUGUAGCUCUUUGUUGUUAAGUGGAGUUUAAUAUGCUUGAAAUUGAAGGACCGAUGUUAAUGUCAAAAUUUGUUUGCAAUAUGUGGAUGUUGGUAUUUGAAAUGUACUUCUGUUCUGUGCA
Molecule: messenger RNA, 843 nt
Organism: Manihot esculenta (cassava)
Lineage: Eukaryota; Viridiplantae; Streptophyta; Magnoliopsida; Malpighiales; Euphorbiaceae
Product: 17.4 kDa class III heat shock protein
Exons: 3
Coding region: 192-659 (155 amino acids)
Biological process (GO): response to salt stress; response to heat; protein complex oligomerization
Source: RefSeq, a predicted model, not a curated record